AUGUCAUUUUCCCUUACACUCUACAAUGAAUUGAACACGAAAUACAAUCAACUUCAGAUCUACUAUGAAUCUAUUCAAACGUUGAUUCAAAAUCUAUUAUAUCACCAGAAGAAGAAAUCGGAUGAUAAUGAUCUCUUAACUAAGCUUUCGAAGUUCGAAGAAAAUACACACGAAGACUCAAUCAUUGCUCGUUUAAUAAAUGAAAGCAACGAAAUCCGUCAAUGUUUAGAAAGCGCCGAUGAAAGUAUUGUAAACAAAAGACUUCCCAUCAGUGAACUUCAAAAGAAUUUUCAAUCAUCAAAUAGUACACGGGUAGAGAAGCAAUUGGUGAAAAAUAGUCUUGUGUCGUACUUUCAAACACCGAUUGAUAAGCAACAAGAAGUAAUUCCGACCCUAAGUGUACUCGUAGAAUUUACUCAGGAUGAAUACGACAAAGCAAUGAAUGCGAUAUCGAAUAAUUAUGCUAAUAGCACUGCUCUCGCUCGGUUAAGUAGUUGGAUUGGUGGUGGAUAUCCUGUUCGAGCAAAACUUUCAUCGAGUAUUCAGCCUGAUAAGUCAUUUACUGAAUUACUGAUUCAAUAUGUCGAUCAAAAAUUGCCAACCAGAUUCAAUCCCGAUGUAUCCAAUGCAAAGAGCUCUACGAAUGAGCAGUCGAAUAUAGAACAGAAUACGAGUCCUUCUACCCAAUCAUUAUCGAUAAAUACUGACAAACUUGUAACAAUUUGA
Adineta ricciae is the source of this 726-nucleotide messenger RNA. The record is from the annotation of a GenBank genome assembly. Lineage: Eukaryota; Metazoa; Rotifera; Eurotatoria; Adinetida; Adinetidae.